Messenger RNA from Trachymyrmex septentrionalis, 3317 nucleotides. Its product is annotated as flocculation protein FLO11. Bases 51 to 2963 code for a protein of 970 amino acids. NCBI's taxonomy places the organism in Eukaryota, Metazoa, Arthropoda, Insecta, Hymenoptera, Formicidae. The transcript is spliced from 9 exons. The record is from RefSeq and is a predicted model, not a curated record.
AAGAAGGAAAAGCGAGCAAGACGAGGAAGAAAAUUGUGUGCAGUGCAGACAUGUGGCUAAGAAGCGUGCUCCUAAUAUGCGGUGUCAUUGCGGGCACGCUAGCUGACAGUCCAUCGAAUAUCGUGCAGAUAUCCGAUGACAGUUUGACUCGAAAAAAUGUCGCAGCAACGACAUAUCAACCACCGCGAGCCAUCGCGAUUGAAGACUUUGUGACAUCGCACAAGUUGCCAGAAAACGUAGCGAAACCAUUGGACGACUAUGAUGACGAAUACAUCGACGAAAAAAAAGUCACAUUUAAAGACAAUAAGCAAGCUAAAAAAGUAGCUCAGAAGUUCGAAAAUAUUGAAAAAAAAGUGGCUACCCUCGAACCUGCCAGACGUUUAGAUCUGGCCGAAGAGGACUUGGAGAAUCUCAAUGCUAAAAGACAAACACGAGUUGAGCUCGAAAAUUUUAGUGACAGUGGAAAGGUUUUGCAGGAAGGCAGAAUACAGAAAAUUGAUUCUAAAAGGCCGCGACCAAGUGAACAGGAUGAGGUUAUUCCGGGAGUCUAUGUCAGCGCGGAAUAUCCAACAACUAUGCUACCCAUCCUAACAACUCCACGUGAAGCACGUAGCAAAGACAACCUCUUUGAUUUCGUUCCUGUAAACAUUAUUCGUGAGGAUAGCAAAGAUGGUUAUGCACGGUUUUCAGACGCAAAUUUCGGAGACUUGGGUGACGUUAGUUUAGUACCGGCUGGUACGAAUUCUCGUAUUCAGGUGAAGAAAGGACCGAACGGGAAGGAUUACGAAUAUGAGUAUGUGUAUUAUUACUACGACGAGGAGGAUGAAAACAAAGCAGGUACUGCGGGUUCACCUGUGACGAAUUCUUACGACAUUCCUUCCAGAACAACCUCGGCGCCCAGGAGAGCUUCCACCAACAACAGGAGCAAGUACAGUUCCGUGGAGAGGUCAAGCACCGUGGAGCCUAGCAACAACGAGGUCAUACCAAAUAGAAACGGUAAUCGAGGUAGACAAUUAGUUGAAACUGAAGAUAUUUCCGAGGAAAGACUACCUGCGAACACUCGUUUUCCACCGAGAUCGCGAUCAAAUCACAAUACAGGCACAACGGAAUCUUCACGAGCUCGUAGUAACCGACCGCGACCGAAUCUGGAUUUGGUUGAUUCCAGCAGCUUCCGAACUCAUCAAGAGGGUCCCGAGUUUCCGCAAACCUUACCGAAAGGACCAGUCAGAUUCUUAGGUGUUACCCCUAAUGAGGACAAUGAAGAGAAAUCUUUGGUCAGAAACCGCGGAAGACCACAAAAGGUUCAAGAACCCGCUCCUGUCGAAGAAGAUGUCGAAGACACACCGACACCUAGAAGACGCCUGGGCAUUACAGCAUCGACUGAAACUGGAGUCGAACUGAGCAGAGGUCAACCGAUACAUCAUUUCAACGAAGAAAAUGAUGAUGAGGAAAGUGACGCACCGGAAAGAUCAGGCAACAAACGCGUACCUUUGGAGGACAAAACGCAAGAGUCUAGUGAGACGGAAGCUUCGCCGAUCUAUCCCAGCGUCACUGCUGAUCCCACAGAUAAUCCAACGACGGAAUAUCCGUCAGUUAUGGACAAGGUUGCUCUGGAUCUUUAUGCUUUCCUGCAACAAGGACAAAGUAAUCUGAUAGACGCGGCCAGCAGCGAUGCUAGCGAAACAGAUGGAGAUAGCACGACGAUAUCCAACGAUGAGAUCACGACCGACUUAACAACACCAGCGGAACUUGCCGACUCUACAAUCAUUAAUGAAUCCUCUAGCACAACGACCACGACGACGACGACAACAACGACGACGACAACGACCACUGAACCGACAACCACAACGACAACGACUACGGAACCACCGACUACCACCACUCAAGCUCCCGCAGGAAGAGGGAAAUUCCGACGACCUGGAAUUGGCGGCCCAGCUAUCUCGAGAAACCGGUUCAAGUCCAACGGCAGUACUAGCACGACCGAAGCACCCGCAGAGCCGACCCAAAAAACCCGAACACGUUUCGGCAGCAAUGGCUCAAAUGGCGGUAGUGGGUUUAAGCGACCUCGACCGGGCGGUAAUCACAAACCAAUCGAGGAAGACACCGUGCAGAAGGAGACCGCCAGCUCAGUAAACGCAGAGAAACCGCCACCCGGUCGUGGCAGAUUCCGCGCACCAGCCGGUGGCAGAAUCGCCGUCUCCACCACAACAACGUCGGCGCCAUCAAACGGUGCAACGGCGCCAGCAACGGCAGCAGCGUCACGACCUACCUUCAACAAGCUGAACAUCAAUCGGAGACGCGGACGACCGACUACAGCCGCGCCAGGAAGCGAAGAACCCCAGGAGGGAGCGGCACAUUCCGAAACCGGUCAGAUUGUCGCCCAGACCGCGCCGGAAAGCGCAACCCCGAAAUCCGUCGUUCGCACGAGACUUCCUGGUGCGCCUGCAAUUAGACCGGCCAUCAGACCGGGUGGUAGAGUCAAUUUGAGACAGAAACCGGGACAGCCUUCGACCACAACGCUUGCACCGGAAGCUUCCCCUGACGGCCCUAUUGAGGAACCGGCUGGAGAAGGAACCGAGGAGGAAACUCACGAGGCACCGGCAGAAACCAGCCCACCAUCAAAAGCUACCACAACGAAUCCUUUAAACAAACUUCGCAACCGCAAUCGAUUGCAAGUGCAACCGAAAACUACAACAAAAUCACCGGCGUUGCCGGCGAUCAGAAGAUCGCCACUGCUACCGCGACGCAAGGCAACCGAGACCCCGGCUGUUCAAUCGAGCCAGGAGGAGACCGAAUCUGAAGAGGAAACUACUUCCAGCGAAAUCGAGCCGACCGAGGCGGUCCUCCUCACCGAGACUAGCACGGCGGCCAGCGCGAAGCACGAGGAAACACGCGGUCUAAGUGGCCUCUUGGCACCCCGACGCAGGAUACCAGCGCGACGUCCAGGUCAGAUAAUCGCCUAAGAAUCAAAGAUAACACCGGCAUCCUGGACCCCACAAACGAAGCAUUCACCCGAGGAUCUGAAAGGCGAUUCCCGUGAUUAAUUGAGACGCGAAGAUAGAAGAGUAUACAUAAAUUAGACAUCCUGUCGUUCGCUCGACUAAAUGAUACACCAGAUGCCAAUCUUGGAGCGAGAUCUCUCAAUAUUCCCUCUCUCAUUUUUUCCUAAUAUUUUUCUCUGACCGAUAAAACGGCAUCUCUGUGUGUUACGACGAAUAUGGCAGGUGUACAUAAUAGUGUCUUUUACAAGAAUAGCUUCUUUUGAAGAAUUUAAGUUUGUAAUACUAUUUUAAUUGUAUCCUGAACGUGCGUCAAAC